This is a messenger RNA of Capra hircus (goat), 2722 nucleotides long. It is a transcript of the gene SANBR, whose product is annotated as KIAA1841 ortholog. Bases 174 to 2345 code for a protein of 723 amino acids. The record is from RefSeq and is a predicted model, not a curated record. Lineage: Eukaryota; Metazoa; Chordata; Mammalia; Artiodactyla; Bovidae. The transcript has 22 exons.
UGGCCUGCGAUUGGCCAGGCGGCGUCAAUCUCCGCGUUCCCCGCCCCGCGGCGCUAGUACCCCAGCGGUUGGGUUUGAGGGUCUGGUCGCGGCCGCUUCAUGGCGUGGGUGGUGCAGGGCUCUGCAGGUGACGGGGGCGAAGCGAGGGCCAUUGCGGCCUAGAGUUCCAAAAGAUGAGUCGUGGAUAUUCAGAAAACAACAAUUUCCUAAACAAUAACAACCAGAUGGUAUUGGACAUGAUCCUUUACCCAUUAAUUGGAAUCCACCAGGCCAUCAAUUGGGAAACUGUGGCAAGGCUUGUGCCUGGAUUAACACCCAAAGAGUGUGCAAAGAGGUUUGAUGAGCUGAAGAGCAGUGGAAGUUCACCUGUGGACAACCAGUAUAGUCCCCUCAUGGCUGCCGGAGAGAGUCCUGUUGAAACUUUAGCCACAUACAUCAGAUCCUCGCUUCUUGACACACAAGGAGAAUUUCAGGAGACUCCAGUUGGUCAGGAUGCAGUUUCUAAAACAGGAAGACAUAGUAUAGCUUCCACAAGGAAUUGUUCUUCAGAAAGUGAAAAUUGUACUACUCAUAAUGGUGGAGAAAAGACUGAAGAAUCUGAAGGGCCAAACAUGGUGAUCCAUGUAUGUGAUGAAGCAAAAAACUUGAAAGAAGAUUUUAUUUGCCCACGAGAUCUUUUGAUAUCAGAAAUGAAGUACUUUGCUGAAUAUUUAUCUGUGGAUGCCCAGCGCUGGGAAGAGGUGGACAUUUCAGUUCAUUGUGACGUUCACAUUUUCAACUGGUUGAUAAAAUAUGUUAAAAGGAACACUAAGGAGAAUAAAGAUUGUGAGAUGCCCACUUUAGAGCCAGGAAAUGUCAUUUCAAUUCUUAUUUCUUCAGAGUUUUUGAAAAUGGAUUCACUGGUUGAACAGUGUAUACAGUAUUGCCACAAAAAUAUGAAUGCCAUUGUAGCUACUCCAUGCAACAUGAACUGUAUUAAUGCAAAUCUUCUUACACGUAUAGCUGAUCUGUUUACACACAAUGAAGUUGAUGAUUUAAAGGACAAGAAAGAUAAGUUUAGGAGUAAACUUUUUUGUAAGAAGAUUGAGAGACUGUUUGAUCCUGAGUACUUGAAUCCAGAUUCUCGGAAUAAUGCAGCAACAUUAUACAGGUGCUGUUUGUGUAAGAAACUUCUAACAAAAGAAACAGAAAGAAGAAUUCCUUGCAUUCCUGGAAAAAUCAAUGUGGAUCAGCAUGGAAAUAUUAUAUACAUUCAUAUAAGAGAUAAGACUUGGGAUGUUCAUGAAUAUUUGAAUAGUCUUUUUGAAGAAUUAAAAUCUUGGAGAGAUGUAUAUUGGCGCUUGUGGGGAACAGUCAACUGGCUAACUUGUUCAAGAUGUUAUCAGACUUUUCUGUGCAUAGAGUUUUCACACUGUCAGUAUCACUCAGAGACAGUGAUUUAUCCUACUGCAGGAAGUUCGCUGAGUUCUGUUGGCACUGGAAUUUAUCCCUGCUGUAACCAAAAAGUUCUUCGAUUUGACCCCACUCAGCUUACAAAGGGUUGUAAAGUAAAGGACCAUAUGGUUACUCUUCGUGAUCAAGGUGAAGGUGAAGAUUUGCUGUCCUGUCCAACUGCCAAAAUACUGGAUGAUCUGCACAAACACAAAGAUGUCAUCCUUGUGCCUUUUGCUAAAGAUACAAUUAGUGAUUCUGGUGGUCCCUGUGAUGAAAAGGGUCUAGACUGUGAUGUUUUACUGGAGCCAAAUACACCUUGGGGCCCCAAGAGUGGGGAGCUUAAUGCUUUCUUAUCACUGAAAAACUGGACUCUGCAGCUGAAACAACAGUCAUUAUUUUCAGAAGAAGAAGAAUAUACCACUGGGUCCGAGGUCACUGAAGAUGAAGUUGGAGAUGAAGAAGAAGUAUCCAAGAAACAAAGAAAAAAGGAGAAGCCAAAGAAGUUCGCUAAACAACCAAAAAAGCAGAUGUCUUCACCCUGUGGUCAGAAGAAAGAAAAGGCACUGGAGAAGGAAGGAGUAAAAAGCCAGUCAACUUCUAGAGAUGUGUCUCCUUUCAUUGUGAGUAUGCAGAAGAAUAAGUGGGAUGCCACAAGAUCCUUGAGAUUCAACCAAGAUGCACAAAGAGAAGAUGAUCAGCGGCGGAUGUCUGAAAUUACUGGGCACCUAAUAAAGAUGAGAUUGGGAGAUCUCGAUCGAGUCAGGUCAAGGGAAGCCAAAGAAUUUGCAGGAGGUAUUUAUUCCAGGCUUGAAGCACAAAUCAAGGCCUCAGUGCCAGUCAGUGCUCGGCAGAGCAGCUCGGAAAAAAACACAAGGUCUAAAAGUCGUCUUGGUCAAGGUCGUCCUAUGUAAAGUACCUUAAAAUAUAAGAAGACAGAAGACAUACCUCUGGACACUUGAAAUUGCUUACUUGAAGAUCUUCGGAAUGAUUACUUCUAAAUGUUUUAAGUUAUUUAUUAAAUAUUCUUGCAAACCACAUAAAUCUAGUGGUAAGGGAAAUAUAUAAGUUAAGUCUUAUGAAAUUAUAAAUAUGAAACUUCUUAAAUCUGAUUUUCCUUUGGUAUUGAGAGAAUUCAUUCUUAAGUAGGUUGAUAAGGAGUCUGGGGCCCUCACAGAGGAGGAAGGGAUCUGGGGCCCUCGAGAAGGAGAAAGGGGUCUGGAGCUCUCAAGGAGAAAAGGACAAACAUUUUUUUUUCUACAUUAGUCACAUAAAACAUUUUUUCUUUAAG